This is a messenger RNA of Eimeria necatrix, 291 nucleotides long. RefSeq lists its product as hypothetical. The record is from RefSeq and is a predicted model, not a curated record. Bases 1 to 291 code for a protein of 96 amino acids. Lineage: Eukaryota; Apicomplexa; Conoidasida; Eucoccidiorida; Eimeriidae. The transcript has 4 exons.
AUGGCAGGCCCGAGGUACAAGCCGUUUCAGUUCAUCUGGAACAGGUUUAGCUACAACGCAUUCCACAUCCGCCGCGAGCGCCUCUAUGAUCGGCUUUAUGCUGUUGUUGCAGCAACGAUGAUUGGCUUUACUGUUUUCCAGGGCGCCAACAUCAUCUACAUUUGGCAAGACGCUAAAACCCGCAAGGAAUUGGCGGAGAUGAUCCGCAUCGCCAGAGAAGAGGGGCGGCUGCCGCCAGCCCCCGACAGCAGCAGCAGCAGCAGCAGCAGCAGCAGCAGCAGCAGCGAUUGA